This is a messenger RNA of Cooperia oncophora, 480 nucleotides long. The record is from the annotation of a GenBank genome assembly. NCBI's taxonomy places the organism in Eukaryota, Metazoa, Nematoda, Chromadorea, Rhabditida, Trichostrongylidae.
AUGGCACGGCUUACACCCAGCAUUCAACAAACAUACAAAGCCCAUUUGAUGUCUGCAGCUUCUGUUGUUGAUCUCUCGAAAAUACGCUGUGUUAGCGAAUCAACUACGUGGGGAUAUUUGUGUUCUGCUGUUGAGCUAGGACUUCCGGUUCAUUUGGACAAACUGGGCAUUGAUAAGAGUCUCCUCAACAGUGUAUUCAGUGCUGCUAGAGAGAAACUGGGUGGAGAUGUGUAUAGACUGAAGCAAUUAAUGGAAGCGCUACCACCGGAUUUUAUCGACUACAAUCGCCUCAAAAUUAUCAGGGCAAUCUUGUUGUGGGAAUACGAGGCCGAUUCUACUGAAUCUUCAACAUCAGUCUCCACAAGUGCUGUCCCAGAGGAAACGAAAUCGAACGCUUCGCAGAAAACUACAGUACCAUCAUGGAUGUUGAAUGCAGUUCCAGCUCAACCGCAACCAAAAAAGAAGAAGAUAUUUCUUUAA